Molecule: messenger RNA, 3642 nt
Organism: Rhizoctonia solani
Lineage: Eukaryota; Fungi; Basidiomycota; Agaricomycetes; Cantharellales; Ceratobasidiaceae
Exons: 10
Coding region: 1-3642 (1213 amino acids)
Biological process (GO): mRNA export from nucleus; positive regulation of DNA-templated transcription
Cellular component (GO): nuclear pore; SAGA complex
Molecular function (GO): protein binding; transcription coactivator activity
Source: RefSeq, a predicted model, not a curated record
AUGUAUGGUGGCGAUGUUGAAAUGGACGAAGUGGAGUCGUUGCGCAAGGAUAUUCAAGAAAGGAUGAUGCGUAGUCAGGAUUGGGAUAGGCUUAUGCGAGCUCUCCGUGUGCAUUUGCAUGAGCGAGGGUGGUAUGACGAGGUUACUAAUAUGGCACAGGUAAUGACCACUCCCAACCCCAAAGCGUACCAUUAUGCGAAAGAAAUCGAAGGGGCACUAUGUCGUGGAGCCUGGCUCGAGUCGACGCCAAUCAAGGACUACAAGGGUUAUGCCAUAAGCUGGGAAGAAACGUUUCGAAAAUUCAAGAAACAUUGUCCAGGUCAUGACGCAUAUGCGACUGUCGCGGUACAGACCCAGACGUUGGCUACGCUGUUGUUGAGACCUGAGCCUUCGUCGAAUGAUGGACCUCCACAAGUUAAACUUACACCAGAGGGAUUGGAUGGAGAUUCAGAUACAGCCGGAGCGCCGUUCUCGCUAAACAUGUGGCCAGAAUGCCUUAUUCCCGAAGACAAGCGAGAAGAGGCCCGUAUGGCACUUGUUGCGUUGACAGGAGAGGAUGAAAAGGUCAAAGAUACAUGGAGCACAACUGUACUACGCGCAUUCUUUGCCUUUACGCUCGACAGACCUCAACGCGCGUUGACCAUCUUGAACACCGUUAGUCUCGAAGGCGGCGUCCCUGAUCCUAUUUACGCACAAUACGAACCUGUCUCUCAAACCUCUUCUCAUUUCGCCCCCAGUACUGCCCUAAGUACAGCCUCGACGGCCCACACAGGAAACCAAGGCUCGGCACUCCAUACCAUCUUGUCUCGCACUGGGAGUAUCGCAGGUGUACCACUGGGCCAGCGCGCAACUUUUACCUGGGGUGCUGUAGAACACAUUCGAACGCGAUGUGUGCAGGGCAUGUCACAUGAGAGGUUGAUGGACGGAGAUGCGGCUAUCGCGGCCUACGAAGCUGCUCUACCUUUGAUUGUGUCCUUUAAUCCUAAACCAGGCGAGCAAGGGUUGUUCGAGACGAGACGAGAACUAUGGCGAUGGGUCGAGAUGUUGUUGUAUCGAGCAAGCAUCGUAUCUGCCAUUUAUCAAACCCCCGACGACGCACUCAAGUUUCUACGGGUCUAUAGCGUAUUCUCAUCUGUCUGGCCGGCUACAUUCAGGCCCAACCACCGCGCUACGCUCUAUACCCUAUACAUUCGCACACUCUGUAUCUCCGAUACGCGAGGAACCCUAACGUGGCGAGACGAAGCCCGCAAAAUUGUCUCCGAAGCGCGCGUGGUGCUAAAUUCGACGACCAUCUUCCCCCGCGCAGGAAAGAUAAACCACAAAGUGCUGGAUUUUGCGGAUGGAGUCGUGGCAUUAUGGGAAGCUGGAGGUGAACUUGAAGACGCCGGUUGGACUCUAUGGUGGACGACGCGCCUUACCUUCCAUUCGUAUCGCGUCAUGCGGCACUUGGCCCGUCUUUUAUUCUCGGUGCCCGAUUCGGAUAUGAAUAUCGCUCGUCGUGUGUUCCAGCAAUACGUUCGAUUGGUUCGACAAGCUCGCCGAACCGCACCGGGGGAUGUUGAUUUGCAACUUAAACGGCGGCCCGCCGAUGAACCUGCCCAACACCCGAAAGAGAUUGCUGAAAAAGAGGCGGAAGAAAGCCAUGAGCUUGAGGCUUUGGGGUUGAAGGAAAGUAAAGGUCGAAAGAGCAUCGAGGAGAACGCGAGGGAGGUGGAAAAGAUUCGACAAGGGGACGUGGAUGAUCCACCCGUGUUUGUGGAUGCCCUCGUGCGGGGUGCGAGAAUGCUCGUGAGGGUGGUUGAAGAGUCGGAUGUGGAAGAUGCGUUAUCCGAGGCGAGAGAUACGGUGGAUUUGGCGAUGGAGAUCAUUGACGAUGAGAAAUCUGGGCUCAAGCAUGAUGUUGCUAUCAAGGCUAGGGUGUAUAGGGUUGCUGGGAUCGUAGAGGCCUUGACCGCUGCUAGGGAAAUCGACCCAACAAGUCGCCCAAAUAGACAAGCUACGGCCCUCAAGCACCUUACAGUCGCAGCUACACUCGAUCCCACAUCUGCAGACACGUACUAUCACCUCGCAUUCGUCCAAGCCGAAGCGCGUGCAACGGGUGAUGCAAUCCUCAGCGCACGACAAGCUGUCGAACGUGCACCCCAAGAUGUCCGAUGCUGGCAUUUGCUCGGUCUACUCCUCACCGCGACGGAAGAUUGGGCCGGAGCUCGCGCGGUUAUCGAAAUCGGUAUCGCGAAUUCGGAACAACUCCAGGACGAACUCGGUCAGCAUCCCGUUGGACAUGGAACGGGAUUGAGCGCGCCCGAAGAGGGUGUUGUAGUUAAGGAUUUCGGGACCGAGGACGUUAGGUCCAGUUCACCCCAGGGGAUACCGUUGGGCCCUGGGAGCAACCUACCCACGAUUGUUCCCCCUACGGGUAUCCUACCUCCGUCUCGGACUUUGCUUUCAUUAUUUGCCCGUCCGGGAAGUGAUCCCGACGCAAACCCGUCUCGCCUACGCCUAUUUACUGCCGCCACCCAGAUUCGGCUGACGCAUAUGGCGAUUGUGGAGCGGAUCGAGGGGCCGGAUGGGGCUGCUGGGAUGUGGCCCGGAGUAUUUGCUUGGUAUGCGGCUAACGCGCCAAGCGCUAUUCCGGCCAUUAGUUCUGGGGCAAGCACUCACACCGGUUCGGUGGACCAUACCGAGCAUGAAGGCAGUAUACCACGAAUGGAAAUUUUGCCCGCGUCGCCUACCGAGUAUGACUAUACGAUCACCCAUCCUGAGGAGCGUGAAAAAGACAAGGAUAAAGAAAAGAGUGGGAAGCAUUUGGAUUUGCAUAAAAAGCUGCUAAGCAAGAGUCACCGGCAUGUUCAUGAGCUUUCGAGAAAGAUUAAUCCCAGGGCACGCAGGCGGAUGAGUGCGGCUUCGGGAACUGGGCCUGGAUCCAUGUCUGAUGCGUAUCAAGCGAGCUCCAUCCAUUCGAGACAUCUGCAUCGUAGAUCGUCACCUGCAACAUCUUCAUACCUUGAGGGAGAUACCGAUUUCGACCCGUUGGGUAUGAGCUCUACCACUACAUCAUCGGGGAUAACAGGAACAGACGCGUCCACGAGCGGGACAGCGCGCACGACCACCUCGGUUGGGUCCGAGAUGACAGUAACUAAUCCCCUGGUCUCUUCAUCCCGUGCUGAAGCCCUUGAACGUCGGCUACUGUCUGAUAUUUGGCUUGCAUCCGCUGCAACGUUCCGACGUUCCAGCCGGCCCAACGAGUCUCAAGCGGCGAUUGCCGAAGCCGAAUGGUUAGACGAAGCCAAUCCUGCCGUAUGGGUCCAAUUUGGAUUAUACCUCGGAGCGGGAGCAUUGGACCGUGCGAUCGAGUCAUUGCACAAGGCACUCGUAAUCGAACCCGAAUACGUCCCAGCUGUCGUGCACCUCUCUCAACUGUACCUCGGGACUGAAAAUGGGGCGGACAUGGCUGUCGGUAUGCUAAACCAAACGACUCAAGGCGCUGGGUGGGACGCGGCCGAAGCGUGGUACCUCCUUGGACGAGCUUGUGGGAUGCAAGGUCGACGAGAACGACAACGCGCGUGUUUAGCUCAUGCACUCCGACUCGAACAGAGCAAACCGGUUAGGAGUGUUAGAAGCGUGCUACCCCGGUGCCUGUAG